Molecule: messenger RNA, 474 nt
Organism: Schistocerca gregaria
Lineage: Eukaryota; Metazoa; Arthropoda; Insecta; Orthoptera; Acrididae
Product: serine protease inhibitor Kazal-type 1-like
Exons: 3
Coding region: 70-330 (86 amino acids)
Molecular function (GO): protein binding; serine-type endopeptidase inhibitor activity
Source: RefSeq, a predicted model, not a curated record
AGGCCUGUCAAUAAGACUAGCUUAGCUUGCCCGCGGCUGCAGACAUCGCCGUCAGUCCUUGCCGCCGCCAUGAAGCUGUGUGUCACCUUUCUGCUUCUCUUCGUGUUCGCGUCGGCGUGGGGCCAGUACAUGGAAGGAGUGGACGUGCCGCAGCAGGGCGACUACUCGGCCGGCGUGCAGGUGCCGCGCCAGGACUGUCCGUGCAGCACGACGCUGCAGUACGACCCCGUCUGCGGCACCGACGGCGUCACCUACCCCAACCCGCAGCGCCUCGACUGCGUCCGCCGCUGCGGAAAGAAUGUGGCGAUCCGCUUCCGUGGCGCCUGUUAGACGCUGCAAGCGCCUAUCGUCAGGAGGAAGAACGCACCGCUAGUUCCGCGGAGCGUCAGCGUUGAUACUUUUCAAAACCAGUGCUGCCAAUGCGUCUGUCAAAUGUAAUGUUUGAUGGAGAAUAAAUUGUUACUAGUGAUCGAA